Molecule: messenger RNA, 777 nt
Organism: Lepidothrix coronata (blue-crowned manakin)
Lineage: Eukaryota; Metazoa; Chordata; Aves; Passeriformes; Pipridae
Product: transmembrane protein 189-like
Exons: 6
Coding region: 1-777 (258 amino acids)
Biological process (GO): ether lipid biosynthetic process
Cellular component (GO): endoplasmic reticulum membrane
Molecular function (GO): plasmanylethanolamine desaturase activity
Source: RefSeq, a predicted model, not a curated record
AUGGCGGGCAGCGGCGCGGCGGCCGCGGCGCCCAGGGACGAGCCCCCGGAGGAGCCCGAGGGCGGCGGGCGGCGCUGGGGCGCGCAGCACGCCGGGGCCCGCGAGCUGGCCGAGCUCUACUCGCCAGGAAAGAGGCUACAAGAAUGGAUCUCUGUCAUCUUAUGCUUCUCUCUGAUCUGUUUCAAUUUUUACAAUCUCCUCUUUUAUUUGCGACUGGAACACACGCCCUCGGUUAUCGUUGGGAUAUUUGCAGGAGUUGUUACCGCUGACUUCUUAUCAGGAUUAUUUCACUGGGGAGCAGAUACCUGGGGAUCUGUGGAGCUACCCAUAGUUGGAAAGGCUUUCAUCCGACCCUUUAGGGAACAUCACAUUGACCCCACAGCCAUUACCAGACAUGAUUUCAUAGAGACCAAUGGGGACAACUGCUUCAUGACACUGGUCCCACUGGCCAACAUGGCAUACAAAUUUGUUUCUUUUUCCCCAGAGGCAUUAUAUGAGACGUGUCCCUGGGAGUGUUACGUCUUCGCGCUCAUCAUCUUCAUCACCAUGACGAACCAGAUCCACAAGUGGUCCCACACGUACUUUGGGCUCCCACGCUGGGUCAUAUUCCUGCAGGACUGGCACAUUAUCCUGCCCAGGAAGCACCACAGGAUCCAUCAUGUGUCUCCACACGAGACCUACUUCUGCAUCACCACUGGUACUGCCCUUGGGGUCGUGCUCUGCCCUCCUGCUGCCUUCCUGCUGCCCUCGGCCAGCGCCGCGCUCAGCCGUGGGUAA